AUACUUUUCGUCUUCACAGUCCGGGAAUGCCAUUUGGUAAUGAACUAGUCUGAGUAACCUUUAUCCACGAUGUCUUUACAAAGACUUAUGCAACAGCAAAGCAAUGGCACUCUGGAGGACUACUGCAUGGGUCCAGUUUACGACCCUUUCUCUGCGCCAAUUGGGAGCUCUCAAAUAGAUAAUAAAAGGAUUCAAAUGCUGGCAGAUACUGUGGCAACUUUACCCCGGGGACGCAAGCAGCUUGCUGUGACCAGAUCAAGCUCCUUAGGUGACUGUACCUGGCCACAGAGAAGGCUGGUUGCAGUGGAAAAACAGGACAAUGGAACUUUUGGAUUUGAAAUUCAGACUCGUAUACAGCCGUUAUACAAUCCUUGCUCCUCAGAGAUAUACACUUUCAUUUGCAAGGUGCAAGAGGAGAGUCCUGCUCACCGCUCGGGACUGCAGAUGGGUGACAUUCUUGCCAAUAUCAACGGAGUGAAUUUGGAGGGUUUCAGUCACAAACAAGUGGUCGACUUGAUCAAAGCAGCAGGGAACCGACUCAGGUUAGAGACAGUUAAUGGAACAGCGAUCCUUAGAAGGUCAGAGCUGGAAGUCAAAUUGCAGGCUUUGAAGCAAGGCUUGAGGCAUAAAUUGGUGGAGUUCCGAUCUCUGCACUUACAGGAACUACGUCUGCUUCAUGUCGAUGAAGUGAACUGCCCAAGCCUGGAGUUAGAAGACUUUUAUUUGCCUGGAAGCCCGGCCUUGGUGGACACAGCUUAUUUGAUCCAAAACCGUUUCUCUAGCACGAGCAGCUGCAGGAGCUGGUUGAGUUCGAUGACAGUGGAUAGUGAGGAUAGCUUCCAGACCUGUAUUUCUGAGGAUUCGGGUAGAGAGCCUGUCAGCCGGCAAACCAGUACAGAUGACGAAUGUUUCCUCUCCAAGGACGGUGACCUGGUUCUGAGGAAAUCUUCUCUGAGGAGAAACAGAAGCAUCAGCACGGCAAGUAGCAGCUCAAUGUCUCCCUUGUGGGAAGGUGGGGGCAACUUCUCUAGUGUAUUUGGGACCCUGCCACGGAAAAGCCGAAGAGGAAGUGUCCGAAAACAGCUCUUGAGAUUCAUCCCCGGCCUUCACCGUGCAGUGGAAGAAGAAGAGAGCCGAUUCUGACAUCGUGGGGGCCUUCCCAGUAAUAGCUCAUUAUAGAAAGACUCACAGCAUUAAAAAUCUGUGGUGGCAGUCACCCCUCACUGCUUCGUGGGGCAGAUUGGAUGAAUUAAGGAACUGCUUGUCCCCUCUUGUUUUCUGUCACCUGACCUCGGGCAGGAGUGGCCUUUAUUUAAAUGCUCUGUGUGUGGGUGUUUGAGUGGGUUUAAUCUUCUCGAACCAAAUCAUUUCAGAAGGCCCCCAAAUUUGGAGUGCAUGGUUAAGUAAAUUUAGACUUGAAAAUGUGGUUAGAGGAAAACACCAAUUCAUUUUAUUUUUACAUUGCCUACAGAAAAGAGAAUUCUGUGUAUUCCUAGAUGAUCAAAAUUAAGUCAAGAUGGCCACAAUAACAUUUAGGAUGUGAAUGGUGCAGUAAAUAGGACUGCUUUGAAUAGCUUUUCAUUGAUUAAUUAAUUUCUGCAGACUGUUUGUCAAAGGCCCAGCCUUCCUUUGGGAUGGCUGAACUCUAGAAAUCUUGAAGAGUUACACUCCAAGGGGAUGACUAUCAGCCAUUCUCCAACUCAGCUAUGGAAUAAACAAGGGAAAAUGAUUUUGGUUGCAGCAGGAAGGAUUUUGGUGUGCUAGAAGCCAGAAAUUCAUGACAGGAAGGGUUGCUACACUUUGGAAUGGGUUUUGGAGGAAGGGUGUGACAUCAGUUUAAUAAUUGUGGUAUUUAAGUGCUUACUACGUGUCAGGCACUGUACUAGUUGCUGGGGUAGAUACAGGUU
Messenger RNA from Tachyglossus aculeatus (Australian echidna), 1907 nucleotides. It is a transcript of the gene CYTIP, whose product is annotated as cytohesin 1 interacting protein. The record is from RefSeq and is a predicted model, not a curated record. The transcript has 8 exons. NCBI's taxonomy places the organism in Eukaryota, Metazoa, Chordata, Mammalia, Monotremata, Tachyglossidae. Bases 70 to 1143 code for a protein of 357 amino acids. Gene Ontology annotation, molecular function: protein binding. Gene Ontology annotation, biological process: regulation of cell adhesion. Gene Ontology annotation, cellular component: cell cortex.